This is a messenger RNA of Anoplopoma fimbria (sablefish), 3551 nucleotides long. It is a transcript of the gene jade3, whose product is annotated as jade family PHD finger 3. NCBI's taxonomy places the organism in Eukaryota, Metazoa, Chordata, Actinopteri, Perciformes, Anoplopomatidae. The record is from RefSeq and is a predicted model, not a curated record. Gene Ontology annotation, biological process: regulation of transcription by RNA polymerase II. The transcript is spliced from 10 exons. The coding region runs from base 189 to 2690 and encodes 833 amino acids. Gene Ontology annotation, cellular component: histone acetyltransferase complex.
GACCCUGCGGGAGGCGCGGUACAAUAGAGCCGUUGUGCCGUGGUGCCGGACCGCCUGCUGCCCGGGAGAAGCGCCUCUGUGGUCGGAUACAAACCUCCAGAAGCCUCGGUGUCUUCUGUACAUGCUGGACGCGGUGUCCGGACGGACAUGUGGCCUGAAUAAAGCGGAGGACUGGAGGAUGUUACAGGAUGAAACGUCUCAGGUCGUCGAGCAGCAGCGACAGUUCUGACAAUGAGAGUCCCUCCACCUCCUUCUGCUCCUCCAACAAGUAUGGAGGCGGCAAACCUGGAGCUCCGGUCUCCAACCAGAAGAAACCGGCUGAAGUGUUCAGAAAGGACCUGAUCAGCGCCAUGAAGCUGCCGGACUCCCACCACGUGUCCCCGGAGGACUACUACCUGCUGGCGGACGCCUGGAAGCAGGAGUGGGAGAAGGGGGUCCAGGUGCUGGCGAGUCCAGACACAAUCCCAGAACCGUCCGUCAGGGUGAUGGAGGAGAAGCCCAAAGAGGUUAUCUACACCCACCAGAGGAAGCACAUCCAGUGCUCCAGCCGGGAGACGACGGAGCCGGGUCACGUGGACAUCAGGGAGCUCGCAGAGGCCAUGUGUCGCUACGACCUGGACGACAUGGACCUCCACUGGCUGCAGGCGCUCAACAGGGAGCUGGACCGCAUGGGAGAGGAGCCGGUGGACGAGCUGACGAUGGAGCGCACCAUGGAGGCUCUGGAGAGUCAGUGCCACGACAACAUGAACCACGCCAUCGAGACGGUGGAGGGUCUGGGGAUCGAGUACGACGAGGACGUCAUCUGUGACGUGUGCCGCUCCCCCGACAGCGAGGAGGGCAACGACAUGGUGUUCUGCGACAAGUGCAACAUCUGCGUGCACCAGGCCUGCUAUGGAAUCGUCAAAGUGCCCGUUGGUAACUGGCUGUGCAGGACGUGCGUCCUCGGCAUCGACCCUCAGUGUCUCCUGUGUCCUCAGAAGGGCGGGGCCAUGAAGGCAACACGGGCCGGCACCAAGUGGGCUCACGUGAGCUGUGCUCUGUGGAUCCCAGAGGUGAGCAUUGCUUGUCCUGAGAGGAUGGAGCCGAUCACCAAAGUGUCCCACAUCCCUCCGAGCCGCUGGUCUCUCAUCUGCAGUCUGUGCAAAUGGAAGACGGGAGCCUGUAUCCAGUGCUCGGUGAAGAACUGCACCACUCCCUUCCACGUGACGUGUGCCUUUGAGCACAGCCUGGAGAUGAAGACCAUCCUGGACGAAGGCGACGAGGUCAAGUUCAAGUCGUACUGCCUGAAGCACAGCCAGUCCAAACCCGGGGAGGUCGGCCUGAGCCCGGCUCGCUCCAAACCCGCCGCCGACCCCCAGAAGGGGGGCCAGCGGGCCCAGAGGCUGCAGGAGCUGGAGGAGGAGUUCUACACCCUGGUCCAGCAGGAGGAUCUGUGCCGGGCCCUCGGGCUGCCGGCCCGCCUGCUGGACUUCAUCUGUCAGUACUGGAAGCUGAAGAGGAGAGCCAACUUCAACAAGGCCCUGCUGCCCCCCAAGGAGGACGAGGAGAACCUGGUGCUGCAGCCGCAGGAGGACAGCAUCCACACCCGCAUGAGGAUGUUCAUGCACCUGAGACAGGACCUGGAGAGGGUGAGGAACCUGUGCUACAUGGUGAGCCGUCGGGAGAAGCUGAAGGUUCUGCAGAGCAAAGCUCAGGAGCAGAUGUUCAACCUUCACGUGAAGCUGCUGAACCAGGAGCUCUCUGCUGGUCUGCCCUCCUCGUCUCCGGCGGAGAGCCUUCUGUUCCGUCCUCCUCCUCGGAUCACGCUGAAGCUCAAAAUGCCCAAACCCUCCGGUCUGGGAAACGGGACGCCCGGUUCUAAGUCCGGUAACGGGCCGCUCUGCCCGGACCACAGCGGUAACGUGGCCGAAGGUGAAGGUCUGGGUCAGGGGAAGCCUCAGAUGCACGGCCGUGGUCGCAGAGAGGAGCGCUCCAACGGCCGCCUGUCCUCGUCCUCCAGCCACUCCCGCAGCACGGCCUCGCUGCCCGCCAUCAAACCCACGGGCAAACCGCUCGCCCUGCACGCCGCGCUCCACAGCGGCCACUCCUCCAACGGCAAACCGGACAAAGACCGUAAAUCCAACGGCCUCCUGGAGAAGCUUGUGGCGCAGAAGGACAGUUCCUGCCAGACGCCCGGAGACCAGGACACCUCCAGUCCGCCGUCGGACAAGAGCAGCUUACGCAAGUCGGCCAUGGAGCACUUUGGACGGUCCUUCAAGGAGGCCACCAUAAACCUGGUACGGACCACGGAGGACCUGCGGGCCUCCGACAAACUGACCCGAAAGGAGAGACUGUGGGCCAAACCGGAGCACAGAGUGAAGAGCGGCCGGUCGCACCAGGACAGCGACGGAUACUGUCCAGACCUGGAGCUCAGCGACUCGGAGCCCGAGGCCAAAGGGGGCGGCGGCAGGGCGGCCCGCCUCAACCGGACGCCGCCGGGAAGGGGGCGGGCGUGGGAAACAGUCCCUGAGCUCCAGACACGCCGUGCAGAGGUGACGGCCGGUUGUGGACUCCGGACUCACAAGUGCCAGACACGUCAGGGACCAGGACCAGGACUAGGACUAGGACCGGAACCAGGACCCAGCGGAUGCUGCAGAGGAGGCAUGAAGGGUUUCUGGACUGGUGAAGCAGCUCGGUGUCGCUCGGUGUGAGAGGAACAGUCUUCUGAGAUUAUCAUCGUUUGCCUUUCAUUGUGACUAGAACUACAUUUUGUACUCUGCACAACUUUGUAUCACCCCCCCACCCCCCCACUGAUUUCCCCCCGACACACGGUUCAAUGAGCCUCUGUAACUGCUGUACAGACAAAUGUUCACAUUGGGAUGUAAAUAAUAAAUCACACACGCUCCACUUUAUCAAGACUCCAAACAUCCAAUCAGAACGACUACCUUUACAUGCACCAAAUAUUUUAGCUCUAAUUUUGAAAAAGACAAUAUUCCUUAUAAGCUAUUUACAUGGCUAAUUCAAAUAAAUAUGACACUAAUAUUGAUCAUUUUCAUAUUGUCAUAUUCUGAACAAUAGUAGAAUAUGUGGUGCAUGUAAACGUCAUCAGUGACGCAUCAGAUCUGCAGAACUCUUCUGCAGCUGUUUCUUGCACAUUUGUCUGAUUUCUCACAGCUGAUAAACUUUUAUUUUUCUUUAAUUAAUUUGUCCAGUAGUGAUGUCAUUAGUUUGAACAGAAACCCUCCUGUGAGUAGAAGCUCAGUUUAAGCUCAGUUUAACACUAUUAGUACGUUUCUGUUAUGUUUUCUUCAGGUUGUAUGAAGUCGUUUCCUCGUCGUGGAAUCAAAGCUCUUGUCUCAUAAAUGAGGAGAAACGUGUGAAACGGGUGAUUCCAUCCCGGUGACGUAGUUGAGAUCAGAUGUGUAAAGAUGUUUGCCUCGGAUCAUCACAUGAUCAGCCUUCAUCAUCACAGUCUUCUCUGUUUGUUUUGAUAAUAAAUAACUGGUUCUCUAUCUUCUGGACGUCGUCGGGAUUCUUUUGAUUCAGAUGUUUCUUUGUUUUGAACUUUAUUC